AUGCGGCAGCGCGCUGUCUACUAUUUCCGAUGUGCUUCAGAAAUUAUAAUCAGCGGUCCACGACAGCUGAGACGGACGGCUGAGAUUCUUUCAGAGUGGCCGCGAAGGAUCGCCAGGCGAUGGAUGCGAUGGCGGCUCGCCUGCAGAGCUCAUUCGAUGAGGUGCUCGCCUCUGCCUCGCUGCUCGUGGAGGCUGCUUCUUCCGCUCCUCGUGGUGGUGCGCACUCAGGUACGCAGCGAGGCACAGGCUGGUGUUCAAAAGCCUGGUGGAUGGAGCAAGAGGAAGAAAAUGAGCUCGGCACAGCAAGGCACUGGCUCAAAUUCUGAGUUUAGCUUAUCUCCAUUCCCUACUGCCAUCCUCCUCCGCGUGUCCCCCCACUUGCAGGACACAGCAAGGCACCGGCUGCUGUCAGAAAGCCUGGUGGACGAAGCAAGAGGCGCAGCAAUUGACACGUCUGCCGUGGGUGCAGCCGGAGGAGAGGGGGAGGUGCAGAUGAUGCUGGGAGCAACUCGGUUGGAGCAGAUCAGCAAGGCAGUGAGAGCCAUGGUGCAGGACCAGCAGCACAGGCAUGCAUUGAAGAGCUGA
Closterium sp. NIES-65 is the source of this 585-nucleotide messenger RNA. The record is from the annotation of a GenBank genome assembly. Lineage: Eukaryota; Viridiplantae; Streptophyta; Zygnematophyceae; Desmidiales; Closteriaceae.